UAUAACCAUAACGAUCCAUCCACCUGUUCUAUUAAUACUAAAAUAUCCCAUUUCUUUAAUAAUUGUCCCGAGAAAAAAAUGAGCGGCCUAGUCAUUGCUGUAUUCCUGGUGAUGAUCAGCGCGGGCGGCGUGCUGUCGCAGAUGCCGCAGCUGAGCUGCCAAUGCACCUCCGGGAUCCUGCGCGGCCUGCAAGUGUGCGCCACCGACGGGAAGACAUACGGCACGCCCUGUGACCUUACCAACGCUCAACGCACCAACAGCGCACUGGGCCUGAAGUGCCUCGGCCCAUGUCCCUGCCCCGCCGCCAUCCCGGCCGUCAGCAAAGUCUGCAUCCGCUUCGGACUGUGGAACAGCAUCACCGGCACCUCCACGGCGGCACCUUCUACCACUUCCGGUGCCUCUACCGUCGCUUCGACCACCUCCGCGGCGGUUGUGUCGACCACCACCGCCGCCCCGACCACCUCCACCACCGCCGUCUCAACCUCCACAACCGUCGCGCAACAAUCCCCGGGACCCAUCCAGCCCUUCGCCGGCGCCUUGAAACCGGGCCGUCGCCACGGCGGCCGCAGCCACGGUCACCACCGUCCGGGCCACGGCGGCCGCUCCAGCUCGGAGGAGCGCCCGGGCUCCAGCUUCCGUCCGGUGCUGGUGGGCCCGCCUGUCUGCCUGACCAACGGGACCACGCUGUACGAUCCCGUCGCGGUGCGCUGCGCCGUGGCCGAUCCCAACACGCCCAACGUCGGCAUCCGGUGCUUCGGCUCGUGCCGCUUCUGCGCCGCCGCUCCCUGGUGCCCCGGCACCAACGUCCCGGUCGCCGGAAGCACCGCGCAACCCGGCGCCACAACCGUCUCCUCCGCGCCCAUGGCGACCACCCCGGGCGGCAGCACCCCCGAGCCCAUCGCGGACUUUGCCGGCAUGAGCAAGGCCAUCUUCCAGAACGCCGCAUUUAAUUAAAAUAAUAAUACUGUAAAACACCGGAAGCGUGUUUAUAUCUUCUUUACUCGUGUCGUUCAUUCCACUUCAAAAAUUAAAUUUUUACGAGAAUGUCUCGGUAUUGGAGCUGGUAAAGAAAUAAAGUCAGCAGAUUAUUAAACAA
Messenger RNA from Paramacrobiotus metropolitanus, 1096 nucleotides. RefSeq names its product mucin-5AC-like. Bases 79 to 954 code for a protein of 291 amino acids. Gene Ontology annotation, molecular function: protein binding. NCBI's taxonomy places the organism in Eukaryota, Metazoa, Tardigrada, Eutardigrada, Parachela, Macrobiotidae. The transcript has 4 exons. The record is from RefSeq and is a predicted model, not a curated record.